Molecule: messenger RNA, 2136 nt
Organism: Impatiens glandulifera
Lineage: Eukaryota; Viridiplantae; Streptophyta; Magnoliopsida; Ericales; Balsaminaceae
Product: monocopper oxidase-like protein SKU5
Exons: 8
Coding region: 188-1963 (591 amino acids)
Molecular function (GO): oxidoreductase activity; copper ion binding
Source: RefSeq, a predicted model, not a curated record
AGUCUGACCAUGGCUGCCAUUCUUUCUUUCAGAAAUGUGAUCCCGUUCUCACACCGGACAGCGCAGCAGCAGCAGAUCCAACAUUUCCUCUUCUUCGUCAAUCUAUCUUCGUCUUUUUUUGUACUCUGCACACUGUUAGUUCUUCGAGAGAGAAAGAUAGUUCAACUAAUUUGCGCAACUGUGACAAAUGCGCUCAGCCCUUCCAAUCUCUUGCUUGCUCUUACUGCAAAUCUCCAUUCUCUUCUUUUCCGCCGGUGUUUUCGCAGGCGAUCCAUAUGUCUUCUAUGAUUGGACGGUAUCCUACAUCACCGCCUCGCCACUUGGAGUCAAACAGCAGGUGAUAGGAAUUGAAGGGCAGUUUCCAGGACCCAUUCUAAACGUGACAACAAACUGGAAUGUAGUUAUCAACAUUAGAAAUGAUCUUGAUGAGCCAUUGCUUCUGACAUGGAAUGGUUUACAACAAAGGAAGAACUCAUGGCAGGACGGAGUAUUAGGAACAAAUUGUCCUAUACCGUCUGGAUGGAAUUGGACUUAUCAGUUCCAGGUUAAAGACCAGAUUGGGAGUUUCUUUUACUUUCCUUCCCUAACCUUCCAAAGAGCUGCAGGUGGCUAUGGAGGAAUCACUGUAAAUAACAGGGAUGUCAUUCCUGUUCCCUUUGGAACCCCUGAUGGCGAUAUCACAAUCUUAAUCAGUGAUUGGUAUAAAAAGAGUCAUAAGGAGCUUAGGAAGUAUAUUGACAAGGGUGGCAAUCUUGGACCUCCUGAUGGCAUUCUUUUUAACGGAUAUGGUCCUUACCGCUAUGAUCAAUCACUUGUUCCUGAAGGUAAUGUUUACGAGACACUACUUGUUGAACCAGGAAAGACCUACCGUUUCAGAGUUCAUAACGUUGGCAUCUCCACUAGCUUGAAUUUCAGAAUCCAAAAUCAUAACCUGUUACUUGUGGAAACGGAAGGAUCAUACACAGUUCAACAGAACUAUGCCAACAUGGAUAUACACGUGGGUCAGUCUUACUCGUUCUUAGUGACGAUGGACCAAAACGCUAGCUCCGACUAUUAUGUUGUUGCCAGUCCACGUUUUAUGAAUUCAUCCACUUGGAGUAAAGCUUGUGGAGUUGCUAUCUUGCACUACUCCAAUUCUCAAGGUCCUGCUUCUGGUCCUCUUCCAGAUCCUCCUAAUGAAUUUGAUACAUAUUUUUCGAUGAAUCAAGCAAGAACCAUCAGAUGGAAUGUUUCGGCUGGUGCUGCCCGUCCAAAUCCACAAGGAUCCUUCAAAUAUGGUGAUAUUACAGUGACUGAUGUUUAUGUCAUUGUUAAUGGACUAGCAGAAAGUAUAGAUGGAAAAUGGCGCUCGACUCUGAAUGGUAUUUCUUAUUUAGCACCAUCAACACCGUUGAGACUAGCUCAGCAAUUCAAUGUUCCCGGAGUUUACAAGCUCGAUUUCCCAAACAGAUUCAUGGGGAGAACUCCGAAAGUUGAUACAUCUGUCAUAAAUGGAACUUACAAGGCUUUCAUGGAAAUUAUAUUUCAGAAUAACGAUACAAAAAAUGUCCAGACCUAUCACAUGGACGGUUAUGCAUUCUUUGUUGUUGGAAUGGAUUAUGGGGUAUGGACGGAGAACAGCAGAGGAACAUACAAUAAAUGGGAUGGAGUUGCUCGCUGCACCACCCAGGUGUACCCAGGAGCAUGGACAGCCAUUUUAGUUUAUCUGGAUAACCCUGGAAUGUGGAAUAUUCGUUCAGAGAAGCUUGAUUCGUGGUAUUUGGGUCAAGAAGCUUAUGUGAGCAUUGUUAACCCUGAGAAAGAUCAGAGCGAGGUUUCAUUGCCCGACAAUGCCAUCUUUUGUGGGUUGCUCGGUUCUUUGCAGAAAGACCAAGCACAGAGGGUUCACUUUUCAGAAGCUAAAUCUCUUAGGAAAUCAGCCAUCAUAGUUUUGGUGACAAUAAUGUUGGCUAUGGGUGUAUGAAUAGGAGAAGAAGAAGAAGAAGCAGCUCAAGGUAUGAUAUAUAUAGUUUUCUAAUUUAUGGACGAGGUUUCGGUAAUUCAGUCAGGUCUGAUGGAUUUAUGUAUAAACCAUUUGUAAAAUUGUUAAUUUCAUUUAUUAGUCUCUAAUCUUAAUAUAGUUCAUGAUUUUUUUUU